AUGGAGAAGGUCGCCGUGAUCGCCAAGAAGGUUUGGUGUCUUCGCAAAAGCAUCGUGGUCUGCUUGGCCCCUCUAGUCUUCUCACCAAUCCUCUUCACCACGCCUCCCAAGGAGGGAAGAUGCCUGUAUGUGAUUCUACUCAUGGCGAUGUACUGGUGCACAGAAGCUUUGCCGAUCGCUGUGACAUCCCUGCUUCCCAUGAGCCUCUUUCCCCUACUUGGUAUUUUACCAUCUUCCAAAGUCUGUCCUCAGUACUUUCUCGACACCAAUGCUCUCUUCUUGAGUGGCCUGAUCAUGGCAUUGGCGAUUGAGGAGUGGAACUUGCACCGUCGAAUAGCAUUGGCUGUCCUUUUAUUUGUGGGAUUGUCUCCAUCCAUGCUUAUCCUGGGGAUGAUGAUCACCACAUGCUUUCUGUCAAUGUGGCUUAGUAACACCGCCACUACUGCCAUGAUGAUGCCAAUAGCCAAUGCAGUGCUCCAAAGCUUAUUUGGCAGUAUGGAAGUUACUCCGAGGUCUGAUAAUACUUCAAAAGAGUCAUUACCUAAUGAGACAUCAUGUUUUAUCAGUGAUGACAGCAGCAGCCAUCCACAGAAGUUGGAGACUGAUGUCAGCUUCACACCAGUCCAACAGAGGAAGGAGAAGGAAAGCCAGAAGAGACUGUGGAAGGGCUUCCUUGUCUGUAUACCUUAUGCUGCGAGUAUUGGAGGCACAGCCACAUUGACUGGGACAGCACCAAACCUGCUUCUACUUGGGCAGCUGAAAACGUAUUUCCCUGGUUGCAACAUGGUGAACUUUGCAUCCUGGUUUAUGUUCUGCUGUCCUGUAGCGAUCCUGUUCCUGUUUGCCGGCUGGCUGUGGAUUGCUUUCCUAUAUGGAGGACUCAAUCCAAGGUCAUGGAGUCAGAAGAAAGCCAAUAACACUGAGUCUCAAGCCAGGGUGAGAGCUAGAAUACGGAGCGAUUAUGAAAAGCUGGGGCCAUUAACGUUUGCAGAAUGCGCUGUUUUGGUUUUCUUUGCCUUCUUUGUGGUUCUGCUUCUCACGAGAGAUCCAAAAUUCAUCCCUGGAUGGGCCAGUAUUUUCCCAAAAGGAUAUGUGUCAGAUGCAGUGACUGGAAUAACAUUUGUUCUUGCGUUAUGCUUCUUUCCAUCUCAAAAGCCUUCAUUGAAGUGGUGGUUUGAUCCGAAAGCCUCAGGAAAAAUGAAUCCACCACUGCUAAACUGGAAGAAAAUUCAGAAAGAUUUACCUUGGAAUGUGGUCCUACUACUCGGAGGGGGAUUUGCAAUAGCAAAAGGGUGUGAGACUUCUGGACUGUCCAUCUGGAUUGGCAAUCAACUUCAGCCGAUGGUGUACAUCAAGCCAACCGUAGCUAUUAUCCUGAUCUGCUUGUUGAUAACAUGUUUUACUGAGUUUGCCAGCAACACUGCUACAAUUGUAAUCAUGUUACCAAUCGUGGCUGAAUUGGCUUUGCACAUGAGGGUGAAUCCCCUCUAUCUGAUGGUCCCUGCAACUGUUGCAGGUUCCUAUGCUUUCAUGCUUCCAAUAUCAACACCUCCAAACUCAAUUGCUUUUGCUACGGGCAACCUAAAGGUUAUUGAUAUGGUGAAGUCUGGGAUCAUCAUGAAUUUUUUGGGGAUCUUUCUGCUGUUGCUGGCCAUAAAUACCUGGGGUCUGUAUGUGUUCGAACUGUCCACUUAUCCUGACUGGGCCAGAAUCCACACACACAGCACCCAGAAUGCCACCAUGAUCUCUCUGAAUGGAACCAUGUAA
Molecule: messenger RNA, 1767 nt
Organism: Hemiscyllium ocellatum (epaulette shark)
Lineage: Eukaryota; Metazoa; Chordata; Chondrichthyes; Orectolobiformes; Hemiscylliidae
Product: Na(+)/dicarboxylate cotransporter 3-like
Exons: 13
Coding region: 1-1767 (588 amino acids)
Biological process (GO): monoatomic anion transmembrane transport; citrate transport
Cellular component (GO): membrane
Molecular function (GO): citrate transmembrane transporter activity; sodium:dicarboxylate symporter activity; succinate transmembrane transporter activity
Source: RefSeq, a predicted model, not a curated record